Messenger RNA from Fonsecaea pedrosoi CBS 271.37, 948 nucleotides. RefSeq lists its product as uncharacterized. The transcript is spliced from 2 exons. The record is from RefSeq and is a predicted model, not a curated record. Bases 1 to 948 code for a protein of 315 amino acids. NCBI's taxonomy places the organism in Eukaryota, Fungi, Ascomycota, Eurotiomycetes, Chaetothyriales, Herpotrichiellaceae.
AUGGCGCAGAAUAACAACGAUGGACACAACCACCGCCAAGUGCAGGAUUGUACCGCACCACCACAUUCACCGCAACCCAGCCAAGAUGAGAUUUUACCUCCUCUGCCGGGCUCCAUGUUUCUCUCGCCACUCGAUAUCUUUCUUCUCUCUCAACUCGACGAUCCUUCUUCCUCUUCAACAAACCACAUCAGCAAUAAUCCGGAGGAUCAUCCGGAUUUUAUUGGACCGAGAAAUUCGGUCUAUCCUCCACUUGAACCUUUUGAACCGUACCCUCCCCAACAUCAUCAGCCCGAGUCUUUUGACUUGGGCAAUCUCCCCGAUCCUCAACUUGGAUCGCCUGGAAUGACAGGCACCAUGGAGGAGAAUGACCCUGAAGUGCAGGUCGAAACAGACUCGGGCGAUACCGAGAUGGUGGACGCCACCUCGGCUGGUGACGUUGCCGAUGGCAACGGCAACGACGCCGAAGAGGUGGUGCCAACCAUUCUCGUUGGCAAGGACGGCCCGAACGUCACCAUUUGGUCGACGUUCACCGGUGGCCAGGUGACAGGGUUUGGCCGGUACGAGCACGGGCUGCGGAGGCCCUGGAGCUGCCUCAUGUGCGACAACUUUGUCGCCAUGGAGAAAGGCAAGCUCCAGGCCCAUCUCCGCGAGCGCCACGGCUUGACCGGCCUAAGGGUCAUGAAAGUUGAGAAUGAAAAUUUCUCAAACUUUCAGGGCCACGACGACCAGGAUUGCUUCGUGUGGGGGGAGUAUGUGAGAGGCGACCCUCUCCCGUGGAAGUGCCUUUUGUGCACAGACCACAAGGGCAUCAAGACCGGGAAAGGGGCGUUCCCACGUCACUUCCAAAAGACCCACGGCAUCCGGGUCGUCUUACCGCCAGUCACGCCCGAGGAGUUGAGACGGCACAACGACAAGAGGGCCGCUGCCGCUGCCGCUGCCAGCCCGUAA